GCGAUGGGGCUGCAGCACAAUGCCCUGAAUAUUCCAAAAGUCGCACUAAAUAUGUAAUAGCCGAGUAAAUAAGUGAUGAGUGUAUUUUAUGACAGCUUUACAACUCCUUCACUGCGCAAGGUCUCUGCGCUUUGGGUGAACGCCUAACAGUGCCAUAAAAUAGGACAGGGGUGAUAACUUGGUUGCCUGGAUAGAGCUCGUGCUCUUCGAAUUCUUUACAUAACAUUAGCGAAACCAGUGCCUGCGCUCGUCUAAUCAAAAUAACUAAUUGAAACGUAAACAUUAAUCAAACCGUCGAGUUCAAUCAAAAAUCGCACAGACGUCAGCCCGCCUCACCUCGAUGGAAAACCGUGUGUGGAAUGUAGCACCCAAACACUGAAUGCCAAACUAUUAUGAGUGAGCUGCAGUCGACGAUAGAAUUUUCCGUGGAAUUGUACAAGUUUUACAAUGUCGAUUUAUUUCAAAGAGGAAUGUACCAAGUCCGCUGCUCCCUGCGCGUCUCCUCCAAGCUAAGCGUCGAAGUCGAAGUGACCACCCCCGAAGUGAGCGCCGGCCUGGGCACGGCCAUCGUCCUCGGCAACUACGGCGCCUGCCGUCCCUUCCAGAUCUUGUACCGGAACGAAGAGGUGUCCCUCAAGGAUGUGGUACUGUUCAGGUGCCACAUGCUGGUCGACGGAAAUAACCUGAAGGAGUCGCUGGACCGCGCCGAGUUCUCGUUGGUCCUGGAGCUGUGGUUCAGCGACACCUCGCCAGUGUCCAUGGUGAUGGUGUCCUCCAGGACGCUGCAGCUCAACAUGUCGCCGGCGGAAGGCCUGCACUACCACCUGCCCGUUCUGUUCGAUUACUUCCACCUCUCGGCCAUCUCGCUGACGAUACACGCGGUGUUGACGGCGGUGCACCAGCCAUCGAUGAAACGAGGAAUCCUCCGAUACAUGCAAAGCUGUGCUCCUAAAUCCUCGAAAUCAUGGAGUAAAAUUCGUUCGGCACAUUGUUCUUCAUUAACGGAUCCCGUCCUUCCAGUGAGUAGUCAUAAGAUUUAUAGCAAAAUUAACGAAUCUCCACAAAUACAUUUAGAAGCACGUGAUGUUCUAUUAGAUGCUAGCAAUAACUUAAAAACUACUAUUAAAGAAUAUAAGAUAUUAUUUAUGCAGAGAGAAGAAACUUUAUCUGAAAAUUACGAUACUUUAAUACUGAAGACGCAUAGAUACGAUUCCAAAAAAUCUCUCAAAAAACAGGUACCUCUAGCACAGAACAGUUUGUGUUUAGCAGAGUUGUGUGCUGAUAAUAUAAGACUGUGGAAUUAUUUCCUGUUGAAUUUUAGCUGUAAAUCUACUGUACAGCAGUAUUUGAGCAAAAAGCAUCACAACUUGAGGGUGGGCAGGUUUGCCGAGCUGUUUUUUCUCGUAUACAACCCCAGAAGAGCGGCGAUUGGGUGUUUUGAUACCAAUUAUCAAAAUUAUCUUCUGGUGGCCGAAAUCGCCAAAAGGUCCAAGUAUAUGCAGAGCUUGCCCCCUCUACCGGUGCACUGUGCAGCCCUAGAUGGCGACAACACGACGAUGCCCAUAAUUUUCGAAGACCAGUACCAGGAUCCUUUCGAAUUCGAAAAAAGAAAAUGCGACGAUCUACUGCCUAAAAAGGAUUCCACUCCUCUGUUCAAGCGAUCAAAAACCGACUCUCAGUGUUCCUGCGGCAUCGACAACAUCUGGGAGCUGCGCAAAUCCUCCGAGAAGACCCUCGUCAGCGCGGACCUCUUCUACGACGAUCCCGUAAACUCUAUCCCCGCUAGACAUAGUAAAUCCCUAGAUCAACUACAAAUGUGUUCAAGAAAUAGCAUACACUACUCGUUAGGUAACAUAUUCGGCCAAAACGACUAUUACUCGAAGGACCACCACGACAAAGCGAACUUUUAUAAGCACGAAUCGAAACUGAAGAACGUAGCCAGCGAGCACAACAUGGGCAACCAGAAGAUGUACGUCUUCGACGAGCGAAGACCCGACUACGAGGUGUGCAACUGUAGCUACGGCUACCGGAAAUCGCGCCCCAAACCCGCCGUAGUCGACACGUCCAUAGAUAUAAACCAAGUAGAAGUCGAUAUUCUAGAUAAGAAGUACAAGCAGUUCAAUAUCAAGAACGCGGCGAAGCAGAAGUGCCAGAAGAUCGUCAAGUCGCUGAGCCACACCUCCACGGACAGCAUCCAGAACAUCUUCCGGUCGAACUCCAUGCAGAGCUUCUCGCCGAAGAAGAAAGUCGCCGAAGCCAACAAGUUCAACUCGCUGGUGACCAAGAAGCAGAGGCUGGAAGUCAACGGCUCGGCGCAGCCUUCAGUAUUAGAAAGUACAAAAACGUACAAUCAAAAGGGCAAAUCAAAGACGAGGCGCUGCCAAAACGGCAAAAACUUCGAGAUAGGCUCGAGCAGCUCGACGGACAGCCUGUCUUUGAAGAAGCAAACAGGGUUAAAUAGCGAAGCUUUACUUAGCGUAGUGGGCAUUAGGAAGGUCCGGAGUACUUCGUGUCUGGGGGAGAACGCGUGUCCUUUGGUGCUCUCGGGCACGGAAUCACUGCCCAAUAUCACGCCUGCGGUGGAGAGGACGCACUACCCGGAGCUGAAGUACUACAGUAGUUCUUCGUCGUCCUCCACGAGCGAACAGAGUGGAUGGAUCACCUCCAGGAGUAGUUCCGUGGCGUCCAGUACGGAUGUGGGGAAUCCCGUGACGAGCACGCUGCUGACCAAUAUCGAGAAUAUACAGAGGAAGAUCCUGAAUCUGCCUACGGAGACCAGGAGAAGCAAUAGGAGAGAGAGAAAGAGCGGGAAGAACAAGUUCGAGAUCUCCACGAACGGGCAUUACCGGAAAAGCACGAAGUACGAGCGGGAUUUUACCUUAAAUAAUAAAGGCUGUGAAUUUAAUCAAAGUAAUAUUUGCGACGACAUCGCGUUACCUCCCCCGAAACAAUUUAGAGAUUUAGAUUCGCCCAGCAGUUCGGUCACAAAUGGCACAAACGAAGACGAAAUCAACGCCGUCGACAACAUCCUCUACCACGUGGUCGACACCCAGACCACGCUCGAGAGGAAACCCAUCCUCCUGGACGAGCAAAAGACAACGAAACACUCCCAAGACUACACCUUCUACAGAGGAUCGAAAUCCGAAUCGGAGAAAGCGUUUCUCCGCGCCAAAAAUGAGUUCAAAAGUCAAUUAAAUUUUCCCGGGAUCUUGUAUUCCGACAUUUCGUCGUUCGCCUCGACGAUUCCGUAUUUUCACAUAAGCGACGAGUUUCGAAUAUUCUCGCCUGAGGGAAUGCAUUUGAUUGUGUGCGUGCACGGCCUAGACGGGAACUCGGCCGACUUGAGGCUGGUCAAGACGUAUCUGGAGUUGGGGCUUCCGGGGGCAUAUCUCGAUUUUCUUAUGUCCGAGAGGAACCAGGGGGAUACUUUCAGCGAUUUUGAUACCAUGACUGACAGACUGGUCAGCGAAAUCCUGCAUUAUUUAGAUACGAGUAGCAUCCGACCCACGAGGAUCAGCUUCGUGGGUCAUUCCCUAGGUAAUGUAAUCAUUAGAUCUGCCUUAACGCGGCCCCAGAUGAAAUUUCUACUACCAAGACUGCAUACUUUCUUAUCACUCUCUGGACCACAUCUGGGAACUUUAUACAACAGUAGCGGAUUAGUUAAUAUGGGUAUGUGGUUUAUGCAAAAAUGGAAAAAAUCAGGGUCUCUCCUCCAGCUCUGUUUGAAGGAUUCGAACGAUGCUAGGCAAUCCUUUUUGUAUAGACUGAGUCAGAAAAGCAACUUACAGCAUUUCAGAAACGUACUUCUGUGUGGAUCGGGACAAGACAGAUACGUUCCGCUGCACUCGGCCCGCAUCGAGCUCUGCAAAGAAUCAAUCAAAGACACUUCCGAUCAGGGUGCCAUCUACCGCGAAAUGGUCCACAACAUAAUCUCCCCGAUAAUUGCUCAGAAAGAAGUGAAUCUCGUACGAUACGACAUCCAUCAUGCCUUACCAAACACGGCUAAUGCUUUAAUUGGUAGAGCAGCGCACAUAGCUGUUUUGGACUCGGAACUUUUUAUUGAGAAAUUCAUGGCUGUAGUUGGAAUUAAAUAUUUCCGUUGAUCUAUUCUAUUUAUU
Molecule: messenger RNA, 4118 nt
Organism: Zophobas morio
Lineage: Eukaryota; Metazoa; Arthropoda; Insecta; Coleoptera; Tenebrionidae
Product: protein FAM135A
Exons: 13
Coding region: 393-4103 (1236 amino acids)
Source: RefSeq, a predicted model, not a curated record